Messenger RNA from Colletotrichum chrysophilum, 462 nucleotides. RefSeq lists its product as uncharacterized. NCBI's taxonomy places the organism in Eukaryota, Fungi, Ascomycota, Sordariomycetes, Glomerellales, Glomerellaceae. The transcript has a single exon. The record is from RefSeq and is a predicted model, not a curated record. Bases 1 to 462 code for a protein of 153 amino acids.
AUGGGCGGGGGUCGCUGCUACUCGAAUGUGCCUUCGUCACUCUUUGGAGAUCCGAUGACGGGGUGCAACUACGUGCAGUCGGCUACCGAGGACAAGUAUUACACAUUUGCGAACGCCACGUUCACUUACAACAACACAGUUGUUACCGCUGAGGUUCUUACUUACACUGGAACAUAUCCGCCGGACGACAGUUACUCGACUACCACAACGAUUUUCGACCGUGACCGUGACUACACGGACAUGUACGCUCCUAUCGCAGCAAGAGAAGGUGUUACCUUGGUUUACAGAGCGUCCGAUGUCACAAGCUCUACGACAGGCAGUGGCGCGGCUGGUCCCACGGAGACAGGCUCGAGCAGUGCCGCUGGCUUGAGAGUCACAACCUCUGGCGGAAGAGCGGGAAUGUCUGCCGCUGCUUGGACAUUCGCCGCCAUUGUGGGUGUAAUGUUAGGCAUGCCUUUUUGA